Messenger RNA from Condylostylus longicornis, 792 nucleotides. Its product is annotated as achaete-scute complex protein T5-like. Gene Ontology annotation, biological process: regulation of transcription by RNA polymerase II; developmental process. NCBI's taxonomy places the organism in Eukaryota, Metazoa, Arthropoda, Insecta, Diptera, Dolichopodidae. Gene Ontology annotation, molecular function: protein dimerization activity; RNA polymerase II transcription regulatory region sequence-specific DNA binding; DNA-binding transcription factor activity, RNA polymerase II-specific. The record is from RefSeq and is a predicted model, not a curated record.
AUGCCUUUCGGACAGCAACCAAUAUCAGUUGCGCGACGCAAUGCACGAGAACGUAAUCGUGUUAAACAAGUUAAUAAUGGCUUUGUUACAUUACGUCAGCAUAUACCACAGAAUAUAAUUCAGGCUUUAUCAAAUGGUGGCCGUGGUCCACAUAAAAAACUAAGUAAAGUUGAUACAUUACGUUUAGCAGUUGAAUAUAUACGACGUCUUCAAGAUUUAGUUACUGAUUUAGAUGUAAACAGCCAUCAUCAAUAUCAUCUUCAUCAUCACCAACAACAACACAUAUAUCAGAAUAUUCAAAUUCUGAAUUUGAUCAUAUCUAGUCCAGAACCACAGCAAAAUAUUUCAAUACAUAACUCAUCAAUUGAUUCACAAAAUAACCAAUCAGAAUCAUCAAUUAGUCCGGCCCCAUCAUAUAUAUCAGAACCUUCAUCAUUAAGUCCAAGUUCAAUACUUAAUUAUGGUAAUUAUAAUAGUAGUAACAAUAAUAAUAAUAACAGUAAUAAUAAUUAUGGUCUAAAUUCAACAACAAUACCAAGUAGUAUAACAAAUCUAACGCCAGUAAUUACAUCAGUAAUAGGAACAAAUCUAAAUUAUAGUAUAAAUCAAUUUAAAUUUGAACCAUACGAUGAUUAUAGUUCGAUUCAUCAUGAUCAUAAUAAUCAUCACCGUAGCCAUCAUCAUCAUAAUCAACAACAUACAAAUAGUACAAUAAUUGUUGAAAAUGCAACAACCAGUGAAGAUGAAGAGCUAUUGGACUAUAUAUCAAUGUGGCAAGAAGAGCAACAAUGA